Messenger RNA from Nycticebus coucang (slow loris), 2265 nucleotides. RefSeq names its product ferric chelate reductase 1 (gene FRRS1). Gene Ontology annotation, molecular function: oxidoreductase activity, acting on metal ions. Bases 21 to 1799 code for a protein of 592 amino acids. Lineage: Eukaryota; Metazoa; Chordata; Mammalia; Primates; Lorisidae. The record is from RefSeq and is a predicted model, not a curated record. The transcript has 16 exons.
GGCUGCCUUGGCGGCUGGAGAUGGCAGUUCCUGAAUUUACUCCUGGUGCCUUCAUACUUCUGUUGCUCAUUAGUUCUGUGGCUAAUUAUCCCAAUGGAAAAGUGACGGAGUCCUGCCAGGGAAUGAUGCCUCAGCAUGGUUACAGUCCCCAGUCUGGUCCUGUUCACAGCAUUUCCGUGAGUCAGACGACUUUCAGACCAGGAGAUCAGAUCCAAGUUACUUUGUCAGGGCCACCAUUUAAAGGCUUUCUCCUAGAAGCUCGUAAUGCAGAAGAUUUGAAUGGUCAUCCUAUUGGCUCCUUCACACUGAUUGACAGUCACGUGUCACAACUUUUGACCUGUGGAGACAUACAGGGAUCAGCUGUGAGUCAUACAAGUCCAUCCAAAAAAACAGAAAUUAAAGUCUACUGGAAUGCUCCAAGCAGUGCUCCAAAUCACAUACAGUUUCUAGCCACAGUUGUUGAGAAGUAUAAAAUCUACUGGGUGAAAAUUCCUAGUCCCAUAAUUUCACAGCCAAAUGCACUUCCUUUUACAACACCUCAAGCUACAGCACCAUCUUUGCCAACAUCGCCUCCAGUUUCCCAUUUAACUAAAUCAUUCAGUGCCUCUGACUGUGGGAACAAGAAGUUCUGUAUUAGGAGUCCUUUGAACUGUGACCCAGAGAAGGAGGCUGUCUGUGUCUUCUUGUCCUUCACAAGAGAUGACCAAUCAGUGCUGGUUGAAAUGAGUGGUCCCAGUAGAGGCUAUUUAUCCUUUGCGCUGUCUCAGGACCGAUGGAUGGGUGAUGAUGAUGCUUAUCUGUGUGUUCGUGAAGAUCAGACCGUGAACAUACAGCCCUCCCAUCUGACAGGGCGAAGUCACCCAGUGAUGGACUCUAAGGAUACUCUUGAGGAUAUGGCGUGGAGGUUGGCAGAUGGUAUUAUGCAGUGUUCUUUCAGAAGAAACAUUACCCUUCCUGGGGUUAAGAAUAGAUUUGAUCUAAACACAAGCUACUACAUAUUUCUAGCAGGUGGUGCAGCUAAUGGUGGUCAAAUUUACAAGCACUCUGAGCAACCUUUGAUUACAUAUGAGAAACAUGAUGUGACGGAGCGUGCAAAGAGCAUCGGGGGAUCCCAUUCUUUGCUUCUUUUGAAGGCUCAUGGUGCCUUAAUGUUUGUGGCAUGGAUUACCACUGUUAACGUAGGUGUACUGCUCGCCCGGUUCUUCAAACCUGUUUGGUCAAAAACGUUCUUCCUUGGUGAAGCGGUUUGGUUUCAGGUGCAUCGGAUGCUCAUGCUCACGACGUCUGCUCUCACCUGUCUUGCUUUCAUUAUGCCUUUUAUAUACAGAGGAGGCUGGAGUGGGCACACAGGUUACCACCCAUACCUCGGCUGCGCAGUGAUGACGUUAGCAAUUCUUCAGCCUCUUCUGGCAGCCUUCAGGCCACCUCUACAUGACCCCAGAAGGCAAGUGUUUAACUGGACUCAUUGGAGUAUGGGAACAGCUGCUAGAAUAAUAGCAGUGACAGUCAUGUUCCUGGGAAUGGAUUUACCAGGACUGAAUCUUCCUUACCCACAGAAAACCUAUGCAAUGAUUGGAUUCGUAGCCUGGCAUGUUGGGACUGAGAUCAUUCUGGAGAUACAUGCUUAUAAACUUUCUCGAAAAGUUGAAAUAUGGGAUGAUGUUAGAAUUCAGAUCAUUCAGUCCAGGACUAUAGCCGAAGCAGAGGGUCAUACUUUUAAAAAGGCAGUAUUGACAAUUUAUGUUUGUGGGAAUGUGACUUUUCUCAUCAUAUUCUUAUCUGCAAUCAACCAUCUAUGAGGAAGUGAAGACCUUGGAUUUUGUGGGCCAUGUGAUAAUCAUCAUCAACACAAAGAAACUUAAAGGCUGUACUGACUGCCUGGGACACAUUUAUGAAUUCUAAUUUGAAGAAUUAGGGCCAUGUCUCCAGAGGAAUUCUGAAGUCAACAGUCAAGAGGGUCAUAUAGACUAUCAGCUGAUGUCAGACUGUUAUAUGUAAUUCUGGCCCUUAAGGGUGUAUUUGAGGAGAAGUGACUCUUAAAUAUUCAAUGCCAAGAUUUUAAGAAUGUUAGCCUUUUAGAGAAUAAAUAAGAAUGAUUUAGAAAAACAAAACGGAUGUUAUCAGGAUAAAAAGGAGAUUGUAUUAAGGUAUAUAUACAUAUAUUGAACUACAGAGCUGCUGUGUUACUUCAAGAAACAUCUAUUUGUACUUGUUUAUCUGAAUGGUCUUUGGAAUUUUUAAAUAGAAACUGUUUUUCAGCCUAGU